AUGCCCACGGACCAGGCUGAACCCGGCUUCGCGCAACUCUUCAUCGGAAAGGAAUCAUCUCACCCUUCGUGCAGAUCCCGGCUUCAAACACGCGCCUCAAUUUACCAAGAAGGGCUCACUCCCCACCUCAACCAGAGACCGCCUCUCUCUGGCGCGUUGCCACAGAGCCUCGUUACAACAACCAACGAGUCAUCUUCCCAAGCCGCUAGUUCGGUUUUUGAUAUGAUAUUUGCUUGGCUACGCUAUUUCCGAAGCUAUCGCUUGUUCUCCUCCAAGCCUGGUACACCGAUUCCCAAGGGAAUUCCAGGUUCUCGUCUGGCCACCGUACUCAACAACUUGGGAUGGACACCUGAUCAACCAGUGUUCAAGUUCAUCUCCGAGCGAAAGAUCUCGGCACAUGUAACCGAAUUGUAUAUUCAUGGGGAGAACAGCUCCUUGCAGCAUGAGUAUGCUAUCCUUCGCGUCGAUAUCCACAACGAACCCUCGUGGCUUCGCAUCGACUGGACAGGGGACGUAACUCGCACGACGAGCUUUGGCUCCUCCGAAGGCAAAGGAGCGCUUAUAUGGACUAUUUCAGUCGAUAAGGACUCACUCAUCUUACCUCGGGAUAGGCAAAUCAGAUUUACCAAAGUAUCAGUAUCUCUGGAAGCCGUUGCUGGUAUGGAGCUGGGCCAACAGAUAGUUGACGCCGAGUCCACACGCGCCUGGCAGGAGACGAUAGUUCAGAGAAGCAUGGAGGUCGCAGCGGGCUCUAUGUCUAUUACCUCAUUCUACGACAUAGGAUAUAAAGAAGGUGUGAACCAUGGACGCGAACAUGGUCUUAUCGAGGGGAGAAUGCUAGGGAAGGAAAAAGGGUUCGAAAUCUGGGAAGAGCUUGGAUUUUAUCUCGGAUUUGCCGCAGUUUGGUUGCAGAUUUUGCGAUCACAGAGUGAUUCCGAAUCCCGCUCAGUAGGCCAUAUAUCCCAUCUCCUGGAGCUCAUUCGAGCAUUCCCGAUGCACAAUCCCUCAAAGGACCACGAGUUGAAUGACUUCGAUAUCAUUGGGUCGCUAAAUCGUAUCCGAGGCAGAUAUAAAGCGGUCUGCGCCUCGCUGGGCGUCAAGCCGCGCCUCAUCUCAUCAAACCUUCAAAGCAAGGCGGCGGAUAAUGAAGCUCCCUCUUUACCAGACAUCUCACAGGAGGAUCAAGAAUCGACCAACAAGCCUCGCGUAUGGUCGUUCAUGGAGGCCGCGAAGAAAGCAGGGACUGAUGGACUCAGCUUCUAG
Serendipita indica DSM 11827 is the source of this 1263-nucleotide messenger RNA. The record is from the annotation of a GenBank genome assembly. NCBI's taxonomy places the organism in Eukaryota, Fungi, Basidiomycota, Agaricomycetes, Sebacinales, Serendipitaceae.